AUGAAUCGAUAUCUAACAUUGAGCCAAUUGGGGGAUGGCACUUAUGGCACGGUCGUCCUUGGUCAACGCAAAGACACCGGCGAGAAGGUCGCAAUCAAACGGAUGAAGCGGAAGUACUACUCUUGGGAGGAAGCUAUGAAUCUCAGAGAGGUUAAGUCCUUGAAGAAACUUUCACACGCCAACGUGGUCAAACUGAAGGAAGUAAUCCGAGAGAACGAUGUGCUUUACUUCGUUUUCGAGUACAUGCAGGAGAACCUGUACCAAUUGAUAAAGGAUCGUGAGAAUCACUUCCCGGAGGCAACGAUAAGACUGAUACUGCUGCAGAUUCUAACGGGGUUGGCAUUCAUGCACCGUCAUGGAUUCUUUCAUCGGGAUCUAAAGCCGGAGAAUGUGCUGUGCUGCGGACCGGAGCUGAUAAAAAUCGCAGACUUUGGUUUGGCGCGGGAAAUCAGGUCCCGACCACCGUACACCGACUACGUCUCUACACGAUGGUAUCGUGCACCAGAAGUUCUGCUUCAUUCAACCCGAUACGGAAGCGCUAUCGACCUUUGGGCUGUGGGCUGCAUUGCGGCGGAACUGUAUACGUUUCGGCCAUUAUUUCCGGGUUCUAGUGAAGUUGAUCAGUUGUUCAAGAUAUGUUCUGUACUUGGAACCCCUGAAAAGACCGACUGGCCCGAUGGUCAUAAGCUGGCAUCUACGAUUCAGUUUCGAUUUCCAGAAUGCCCGAAAGUAGCGCUAGAUUCUCUGGUAACCCGCGCUGGUUCGGCAGCCAUUCAGUUGCUAGAGGAUUUUCUGCAGUGGGAUCCAGACAAGAGGCCCACAGCCCAGCAAUCGUUAAAGUAUCCGUAUUUCAGUGUAGUUAAGCCGAAGAAUUCCGCAAGCGUAACACUUAACGGAAAUCAGCAGUUACCGCAGGUCGUACAAAACAAUAAUAAUCUACCCAACGCAAGGAUAUCCAUAGUGGAUGUAUCCCAGCUAGAAAAUAAUGGAGUUAAUAGUAGAUUUAGUAAAAAUAUUGGUGAUGGAAGCAACGGUGGCGUUUACAAAUCGCUGAGUAACAGUGACUUGAAUGAUAUCAAUUCGUUGUUAAGCAUGUCGCGAGUUUCUCAGAAUGCCCCCGUGGAAAAGCGCAGUUCAAUGGAUAAUGAGAAGCUAAAUGAUAGUGCUAAAAGUAAUAGCAAAUUUCAAAGUGGUAUCAAUUACAGUGUUCUGAACGAAAUGUUAAACAACUACAAUCUAAACCUUAAUGGUGUCCUUAAUAACAGUAAUAGUCUUCAAGGUCGUCUGGAGCGGAAAAACAGCAUUACGAAGUCGAUAACUGAACGAAGUGAUAGUGGCGUAAACGAUAAUGGUAGUUCCGUGGUGAGUUAUGCGGUUAUCAAGCCUGUGGUGGUUAAGUCGGAGGAAAAACCAAUAUUUGCGGAACGGCAAGAGAAAGUGAAUGACAUAUUCGUUACAAGGAAUAUAGACAACAUUAAUAGAGUUGUUGACAGUGAUAAUUCCAGUUAUUUUAACAAUGGAUUUUUUUUACACAAACAAAACGGGAACUCUAAAAAAGAGUACACGAAUAAUGCUUUCAACGAGAGUUUCCUGAACGACUCGAAGGUUUAUAAUGCUUUUUCUAAGCAACCGGUUUUACUGACUAGAAAAACGGAUGAUGAUAUCAGGAUGAAUAAAUCGAAAAAUCCUUCAAUACAUAGGGGAUUGCAAAGCAAUUUUAGUAAAAGCUGGGAACCCGUCAAUGGUAGCAGCUUCGAAGAUGAUCUGGAGGACAUCUUAGGGAGCAAAAUUAAAUCAAACAAAAAAUCGAAUGCCGAGUUCAAAGUUGAGGAUAUUUUUGGGACCGUUUCUUUUGCCAAAGAUUCAACCACAUCCAAAUAUCCUAAUACGGUUCCGUUUGCCAAGGGAGUGAUGAAGAACGGGAAUGCAUUGUCCGAUAUAUUUGACAAUUCCGACUCAAAACCGAUGCAUUCCAGUGCGAAUGUUGCUCCCAGAAGAAAAAACCAGCAGGUGUUCGUUUCCAAUCACAGCUUUGCUCCAAACAAGGAAUUAGGCAAUGUAAAUGCAUCGUUCAAACUUUUUCCUUGGGAAGAUGUGCCACGGAACGUCCCAGAAAAGAAACAAUGGAUUCCAGAUAGUGGAAUCUUGACAUACGUUGGACCCAGUGGAGAUGGCAAAGGACGACCUGACUGGGCAGCCAAGUAUCUAGGCAAAUAA
Messenger RNA from Sabethes cyaneus, 2217 nucleotides. RefSeq lists its product as uncharacterized. Gene Ontology annotation, biological process: cilium assembly; protein phosphorylation; intracellular signal transduction. Gene Ontology annotation, molecular function: ATP binding; protein serine/threonine kinase activity. The transcript has 7 exons. Gene Ontology annotation, cellular component: cilium; nucleus; cytoplasm. Bases 1 to 2217 code for a protein of 738 amino acids. NCBI's taxonomy places the organism in Eukaryota, Metazoa, Arthropoda, Insecta, Diptera, Culicidae. The record is from RefSeq and is a predicted model, not a curated record.